This is a messenger RNA of Camellia sinensis, 735 nucleotides long. Lineage: Eukaryota; Viridiplantae; Streptophyta; Magnoliopsida; Ericales; Theaceae. The record is from RefSeq and is a predicted model, not a curated record.
GUCUCUGUGAACUUCAGUACCUUUCUUGUAAUAGGAAAGACAUCUCCAGUCACCUAUCAGGUCUUAGGACAUCUUAAAACAUGCCUAGUUUUGGCGUUCGGCUAUGGUCUGCUCCAUGACCCCUUUAGCUGGCGAAACAUUCUAGGAAUUCUCUUCGCUUUGGUUGGGAUGAUACUCUAUUCCUAUUGCUGUACACUUGAGAGCCAACAAAAGGCCAACGAAGCAUCUGUACAGCUGUCCCAGGCAAAGGAGAGUGAAUCUGAACCUCUAAUGAGCGUGGAAAACGGAGCUAGUGUCUUAGCUGACAGCGUUGUUUCAAAAAGCCCUGCAUGGAGUUCAAACAAGGACCUGCGUGCAUGAAGCUUCUUCAAUCUUUAUUUAUUAAUUUUACCCUAGUUCAAAAUUGAUCGACAACUAUUCCAGCGAUGAAGAUGUCGCUUCUAGGAUCUCCAUGUAUUGUAUGACACAGGGCUGGCUUGGCCUUUUUGAGGAGAUGAAAAAUUCUGUUCUAGUGUUUACUAGAAUUAAAAGGAAAUGUUUUUGGUUUUUUUGUUGUAGCAGUUUUGUUUAUUAUUAUCUUUGUAAGAGUUAGGUGUGCCAAUAGAAUGGGUAUUUGCAGAUGGCUAUUGUUGUUCCCGAAUACAUGUAACAGUCUCCCCUUUUAACUGCAAUUUAUGUCAAGAUUGAUUUUUCUGUUAAGAAAAUUAAGACAAUACCAUCUUGAAGAUCAAGCUA